AUGAACAUGAGGCACAUGACAGGAAAAUCGCAGUUGACACACCUACGGUGUUGCAAGAUACCAAAGAGCAUUGACAACUGCAGUCUCGAUGCCAUGUGCCUCUGUGAACCUGUUUCAAUCCUGCGUCGAGGCAAAAGGAAGACGAGACUGCUGGCAUCUAUGGGACUGCAGCCGAGAGACAUCCAGGUGUUGUGUCUGGUACUGAUGGUUGUGAUUGAACCGUUUCUUUGCUGUGCUGCUGCGGCUGGUGGCGUGGUCCCCCGAACGAGAAUGGCCACACCUGCAGCCGACGGCAAAACCUUGGCGACACUCAUGAACUGCUUUCCCAGCGUAAUACUCAGUCCUUCCAACAUCCCAUACACCUGUGAAGUUAGUGAUGCCCAACCACUGAUUGGCCUGAACCUCUCCGCCUCGUACUACACCUCAGUCCUCAAUCCUGGAUGGCCGGCGACUCUUGAUACGAAAGCCAAUACCAUUACAUUCAUGCCUGUUUUUGGGGCACCUUCAGGACGUUGGGAAUUGGUCAUCACAUCGUUUUCUGGGUAUGAGGACUCUGACGUUCCUCUGACGACCAAUAAGAGCAUGAACUUCAUGCGCCUUGGUGCGACCCAUACGAAUUUCGAUGCACUCUAUCCGUAUUACGGUAUGGGGGUGUCGUUUGCACCCAAUCUCCCAACCGGCACCACGGCUUCCGACUACAUGCUGGUGCGCUCUUUCAAUGACUGCCGGUACACCCCUGCCAACUGCACUGACUCUGUUGGAUGCUACAGAAUGCUGCCACCCGCUCAUCUUCCCCCUCCAGGCAAAUACAGGCUCUGUGUGACGUCAAAUGACUGG
Messenger RNA from Trypanosoma grayi, 837 nucleotides. RefSeq lists its product as hypothetical. The record is from RefSeq and is a predicted model, not a curated record. Lineage: Eukaryota; Euglenozoa; Kinetoplastea; Trypanosomatida; Trypanosomatidae. The annotation marks the transcript as partial. The transcript has a single exon.